Molecule: messenger RNA, 1935 nt
Organism: Exophiala aquamarina CBS 119918
Lineage: Eukaryota; Fungi; Ascomycota; Eurotiomycetes; Chaetothyriales; Herpotrichiellaceae
Exons: 1
Coding region: 1-1935 (644 amino acids)
Cellular component (GO): membrane; endomembrane system
Source: RefSeq, a predicted model, not a curated record
AUGACCACUUGGUUCCAUGCUAACGGCCGCCCGCAGUCGAUGGUUCAGACCAUUGUCCAAGGGAUCGCCAUCUUUGCAGCUACACAGUUCGUGGUCAACCAGUUCUUCGGGUCCAAGACUGGACAAAGCACCGGUGCUACUCCCCAAGCUGGAAGUGGCAAUUUCAACGAGAGACCAGAUGCCGCUGCUGUUGCUAACUACUCCACCAUCCCACUGAACGUCGUACCUAUCUGGCCUGAGGAUAGCUCGCUCGAUGUGCAGAUCUAUGUGACCUCGCGGAACCCUCUUCCUGCCCUGAGUACCCUCCCUAAAGAGCUGCUCGUUCUUGACGAGAAGAAUUUCCAGCAAGGAGAUUACAAGGACACCCGGGAAAUUGACACUACAAUUGUUGUUCCGAAAGAAGUGCAGCACAAUGCCACUCUAUGGGCGCACUUCUUUGUUGGAUUGACGGGGAGUGAGAUAGACCCAACGUCGAAAGGCUACGAUCCGGCCAAAGCAUAUCACUUCCAGAGACCACUGAACCACUAUCAUGCUAAGAAGAAAGUGCGCAAACUCAAGAAUUUGCUUGAAAAGAGCGAGGACUCUGGGGAAGAGCCAGAGGAACCCCAGGGCGUUCAAAUUGCGUCCUAUUACCACCCAAAUUUCACGCUCGCGCUCAUCCCGAACACUGGCACGCAAAGCUGGCGGCAGAUGCAUCCUGCAAUCCGCAAGAACAUUGUACUGGAGGGAACCGGUGCACGAGAUUUGUCGGGUCAGAACGGAUGGUAUUACCCAGUCUUCUAUCUGAACACAUUCUGGCAACUGCGAUCACACAUGACAGAGCUCAACGACACGGUGACGGAGCUGCCUCUCAAAAUCCAGCUGUAUAAUCUUGUCAAUUGGAAAUACUCGAUCUUGUCGAGCAUUGACGAUAGCAUCAAGCAGCAGCAGCAGCAGGCCGCUUUUGGAGCGCCAUCACCGACUGGGGGUGACGGGAGCGAGAUGGAGAAGUUCAAGGAGAUUCUGCUCGACACCAAUUCGUACCUGCUAGGGACGACGUUUGUUGUCAGUAUCUUCCACAUGGUAUUCGAAAUGCUGGCGUUCAAGAGCGAUAUUGCGCACUGGCGAAAGAAGAAGGAUGUUGUUGGGACAUCAGUGCGCACGAUUCUUGCCAAUGUGUUCAUGCAGGCAGUCAUUUUCCUGUAUCUGGUGGAUAAUGCCGAUGGGACCAGCUGGAUGAUUCUAGCAGGUCAAGGGUUUGGAAUUCUUCUGGAAGCCUGGAAAAUCACCAAGACGGUCGAUGUGCGCCUUCGCGAGCCCGGGCCGGAUUCGGCGUUCAAAUUCCUGCCUUAUGUCGUCACGUUUGAGGACAAACACAAAUUGACGGAGAAGGAGAAACAGACUCAAGAGUACGACCAGAUUGCGUUCCGCUAUCUCUACAUCGUGGCAGUGCCGCUUCUGCUGGCGUAUGCGGUCUACUCAUUGGUCUACGAAACGCACAAGUCGUGGUACAGUUUCGUGAUUGAAACGCUGGUGGGCAGUGUCUAUGCAUAUGGGUUCUUGAUGAUGGUGCCCAGCCUCUACAUCAACUACCGUCUGAAGUCUGUGGCGCAUAUGCCGUCCAAGGCCAUGACGUACAAGUUCUUGAACACGUUUAUUGACGACCUGUUUGCCUUCACGAUCCGAAUGCCGACAUUACAUCGACUGGCCACGCUCCGGGACGAUGUGAUUUUCUUCAUUUGGCUGUAUCAAAAGUACAAGUACCGAGUUGAUUACUCGAGAGUCAAUGAAUUCGGGCAGGGCGGGGAUAGCGACGACGAGGAUGCAGCUGUGGGCGAGAAGAAGGAGGAGAAACUUUUGGCAGACCAGGACACGAAACAGUUGAAGCCCACUGCACCGAUGGCCAGUGUGAGCGGCGCGGAGAAGAAGGGUGGCGCGAAGAAGAGGAAGUCGUGA